Molecule: messenger RNA, 2274 nt
Organism: Belonocnema kinseyi
Lineage: Eukaryota; Metazoa; Arthropoda; Insecta; Hymenoptera; Cynipidae
Product: MYCBP-associated protein
Exons: 2
Coding region: 33-1946 (637 amino acids)
Source: RefSeq, a predicted model, not a curated record
AUUUGUAUUAAUUCGUAUUUUCUAGAAAAAAAAUGGAUAAGCUACACAAGUUGGGUGAAAUAGAAGGCUCACCUCCAAUGAGAAAUUCUUGGAAAUUUAAUUAUCCGACAACAUCAUCAGAACCUUUAAAUGAGGAGAAAAAAUUAACCAACUGGAAAAGAUGGUUAUCGGACAGAAAAAAGCACUAUGAAUCCUAUAGAAAAAAAUUAGGAAGAAGCCAGGACGAACUGCUCCUAAACUCCGGUGAGAAAUUUCGAUCUUUAAUGGAAAUUAGAGAAUUAAUGGGAAAAGCUGGAGAGCCAAUGACUAUUGCCUACAUACAAAAAAAAGUCGAUCUUGGAUUUUGGAUAAGUCCAGAAGUACUUCCAGAUCGAGGAAAUCCUAACUUGCCAAAAGUUCAAGUUCCUCCAUUAAAAAAAUCGAAUGUCAUUCCAAAAAUGGAACAUGUUGCGACUCCAAAGAUAAUUUUUGAAGAAAAAGGUUUAUCAGUUCCAAAACAAAACCCAGAAUUGAGAAAUGAGUAUCUAAAAAAAAGGAUCAAGGAACUUUCUGAUAUUAUUUCAGUUAUAGAACCUAAUCCUCCAGAAAUAGAGAAUCUUUUUGUCAGGGGAAAAAAUGUGAGAAAAUAUUUAAAAAAAGCAAAAAGUGUUAGUCAAAAUAUUCCGAUAAUUACUGUAACAACUGCUGAGGAAACUGAAAUGGAGACAUCGGAAUGGUCAAUUAAUCCGGAUGCUAUGAUAGCAGCUUUGCGAAUAGAAAAUGAAGACAUUGUUAGGAGAUUGAAUCCAAAAUUUGGAUCUGAGAAUAAGGAGAAUGGUCCCUACAAUUGGGAUAUUAAGUUUAUUAGCAGAGGUUCUGAAUUAGUGGAAAAGAAGAUAUUUAUUGAAAAUAGGGGGAAUUUUAAAAUAACAUUUUACUGGCGACCUGUACUUCUGAGUUCUGAUUUAUUUCCAAGCCAGGAAACUAGUGCUUUCUUUUUUAAUAAAAACAAAGGGAUUAUCUUGCCAGGACAAAUUUUACAUUUUCCAAUCUGGUUCAAUUUAUCGCUACCUGGGGUAAGAACAGAAAAUUGGAAAUUGGAAACAGAUCCAAGACUGUCAUCCGAUGAUUUAUUAUUUCGAUUUUGGGGAUGCUGUACAGGAGAAGAUCAAGAAGAAAAUAGAAAAAAAAUAUAUGAUUGCCUCGAGAGGAGAAGUAGAGACAUAACAAUCAAAGCAAUCCUAGAAGAAAUAGCCCACGAUGCAUUAAUAUUUCAACCACCAGAUCCCCCUUACAAAACACUCUUCCUUGAGAGCGAAAUUUUCUCUACGAAAAAUGCAUCUUAUUUUUACCAUCCAAGAUUAGUAAAGGAAUUUCGUGAGAUUUUUAAAAGCAUCUCCAUCUCGGAUAAUGCAGAAUGGAAUUUAUCUAUAUUCGAUUUUAGAAAAAUUCUCCUGGGAAUUGAAGAUCCAGAAUUCCAACAAAUUGCACUGGCUCGCUUUGUGGAUCUUUGCAGAGCUUCCUUGGAACCGAGCUUGUAUAACUCGUCAAUAAUUCGGAAACACGAACAGGUUUUCGAUUUAUUAUGCUCGUUUGUUAAUCAAUUUGAAACUGAAAGCGAAUUCAUCAGGAAUAUUUGCUUUGGAUCUUGCGUAGUGGAAACUGGUUUAUCGAUAGUUCGAAGUCGUGAUCGAUCCAGGUCAAACAGUCCCUCGAGAAAUUCCUCUGGAGCUUUAACGCCUCAGAAGAAAAUAAAAUCGAAAAAAAAGAACCGAAGGAGUCUUUUAUCUACGCGUUCAAAAGAGGAAGAACAAAGGAUUCAAAAAUUUAUCAAAUUGAAACCUAGUCAUGUUAGCUUAUUCAGGGAAAUAUUUUAUUUGCGGAUUUAUGAAUUGUUCGGAGAGACGAUAAGUAAAGCGUGUGCAACUAUUGAUUCUUAUGUCAGGCUAAAUGAACCAGAAAAAUAGUUUCAUAAGUUAUUUAUUGAAAAGUACUAAACAAAUUGAAUUAUUAUUUAUUAAUAAUAAUUUGGAAAGUUUUAUGAGGUAAACAAUUUUAAACAAUUCGAAUAAUUUCUACAUGAAAUUUAACCCGCAGAUAAGUUCAUUCGGUUAAACUCUUCAUUAUUUUCAUUUUUACCUCACCUGACUUGUUACAGUUUACUUUUUUAGCUUUUUUUCAAACCAAAAUAUAUAAUUUGAAACCAACUGUAGCAGGGUUUAAAAGGUUUUAAACUUCAGACUACAUACUUUUUGUAUCUCACCCCCUCUUCCUCCUUAAUUUUAAAAGGAAGCU